AUGCCUGAAAUGUUCGUAAAAAAAUUAGAUAAACCUCAAAUAAUCGCCCUUUUUACCAUAAUUAUUGAUGGCACAAAGUUAGGUAUUGCUGUUGCUGACUUAUUUACAGGACAUUUGCAAUAUUUGGAUAGUGUGAUGAAACGAGUGUACAUUCAUUCAAUACUGUUGUGCAUACUCGGAUUGCUUGGAAUUAUCUGCUCAAUUUUAUUAUUCAUUAAAAGAUUUCAAGAACAAAGAACUAAUAUCAUCAUUUUUUGGCUUUGUCAAAAAGGAAUUGGAGUUUUUCAUCAAAUAUUUUUCGCACUUGAUAUCAUUCUUGCCGUAACUGAAAAAACAGAUUCGUCAACAACACGAAUUGUUGUGAUUUUAGCAUUAUUAACUCUUGUAAUUAUUGAAAUUGUUCUCAUAAUUUUUAUUGUGAAAUAUUAUCAAAGUGCUGAGUCAAUCGAAGACCAGUCAGUAGCAACAAGACCAAAUUACUUGGCACAACUGUCUAUUACUGAACUAUUUGGCAAUGCUGGAUCACAAACUUCUAUUAUAUGCACAGAUCCGAUAGCACUUGCUGCUUCUAUGGCAGCAUCAAAUACUAAUAAUUCUAAUUGUUAA
Chironomus riparius is the source of this 606-nucleotide messenger RNA. NCBI's taxonomy places the organism in Eukaryota, Metazoa, Arthropoda, Insecta, Diptera, Chironomidae. The record is from the annotation of a GenBank genome assembly.